This is a messenger RNA of Iphiclides podalirius (scarce swallowtail), 1698 nucleotides long. The record is from the annotation of a GenBank genome assembly. Lineage: Eukaryota; Metazoa; Arthropoda; Insecta; Lepidoptera; Papilionidae.
AUGAAAAUCAUAGAUAAGUCAAAUUCGAUAUUAAGAGUGGCUAACAAGGAUACAGAGAAGAUGUCGCUGCUGGCUCCAAGAAGAGUACAGCUCGAUUGGGCUCACAGCAUUCCAUGGGAGCAGGAGCCCUCGUGCGACAGGGAGUCCUCUCUGAAACAGUUGGCACCGCACGCCUCGCGGAGAUCAGAGUCAUCCUCGUCGACGUCGUCGGCGGACACCGAGUCGCAGGGCUCCGGGCCCGCCUCGCCGCCCCAGGCUCAGCAGCAGCAGCAGCGCACGCGACGCCAUGAGCUCCAGAGGGUGGAGCGGCGCGAGGAGGCCGCCAGCGCCACUCGAGUGCAGCCCAACCCGUUAUUGAGGUCGCGCACCCUCCCCAACUUCGGGGGCAACCGGUCGCGCGAGGCGUCUCGCUGCGACACGUCGCGGCGCGCCCACCACAUCACCAUGGCCUCCGAGGACCUGCUGCAGCCGGGCCACGUGGUCAAGGAGCGCUGGAAGGUGGUCAAGAAGAUCGGAGGCGGCGGCUUCGGUGAGAUCUACGAAGGCCUGGAUCUGGUGACUCAGGAGCAGGUGGCGCUCAAGGUGGAGUCCGCCCGUCAGCCGAAGCAGGUUCUGAAGAUGGAGGUGGCCGUGUUGAAGAAGCUUCAAGGCAAGGAGCACGUGUGCCGCUUCAUCGGGUGCGGGCGCAACGCGCGCUUCAACUACGUGGUGAUGCAGCUGCAGGGCAGGAACCUGGCGGAGCUGAGGAGGGCGCAGCCCAGGGGCGCCUUCUCGCUCUCCACCACGCUGCGGUUGGGUUUGCAAAUAUUAAAAGCAAUAGACUCAAUACAUUCGGUGGGAUUUUUGCACAGAGAUAUUAAACCAAGCAACUUCAGCAUCGGGCGGCACCCGUCCAACUGCCGGCGCGUGUACAUGCUGGACUUCGGGCUGGCGCGCCAGUACACCACCAGCAACGGGCAGGUGCGCCCGCCGCGCGCCGCCGCCGGCUUCAGGGGCACGGUGCGGUACGCGUCGAUCAACGCGCACAAGAACAAGGAGAUGGGGCGCCACGACGACCUCUGGUCGCUCUUCUACAUGCUGGUGGAGUUCGUCAACGGGCAGCUGCCGUGGCGCAAGAUCAAGGACAAGGAGCAGGUGGGGCUGAUGAAGGAGAAGUACGACCACCGGCUGCUGCUGAAGCACCUGCCGUCGGAGCUGCGCCAGUUCCUGGAGCACGUGCAGCAGCUGGAGUACGCCGACACGCCCGACUACGGCAUGCUCACCUCGCUGCUCGAGCGCUGCUGCAAGCGGCGCGGCAUCCGAGACGCCGACCCCUACGACUGGGAGAAGGACGCCGUGGCGGCGGGGGCCCGCGCGCGCGCCGCGCUGGCGCCGCCCGAGCCCGCCGCGGAGCCGGAGCCCGCGCCCGACCGGGCGCGGCGCCGGCUCGAGACGGAGGCGACGGCGGCCGUGGCGACGGACACGCACACGCACACGCACAAGGAGAAGCGCGCGCAGCCCGCCUCGCCGCGCCACGCCCACGCCCACGCGCACGCGCACGCGCCGCCCGCCCACGUGAACGGAUACUCGGCCGCGGAGAAGGCGACGCCGGAGAAGGAGGCCGAGGCGCGCAGCGGCGCCGCCCCCUCGCCCUCGCCCGACCGACACCCGCACAAGGUUUCUCACUGCCACUUCCUCUCGCGGAACCGGAGGCGGGCC